This is a messenger RNA of Aspergillus terreus NIH2624, 3063 nucleotides long. RefSeq names its product tubulin gamma complex associated family protein. Gene Ontology annotation, biological process: microtubule nucleation; cytoplasmic microtubule organization; mitotic cell cycle. Gene Ontology annotation, molecular function: microtubule minus-end binding; gamma-tubulin binding. NCBI's taxonomy places the organism in Eukaryota, Fungi, Ascomycota, Eurotiomycetes, Eurotiales, Aspergillaceae. The transcript has 2 exons. The coding region runs from base 1 to 3063 and encodes 1020 amino acids. Gene Ontology annotation, cellular component: mitotic spindle pole body; spindle pole; gamma-tubulin small complex. The record is from RefSeq and is a predicted model, not a curated record.
AUGGUCAUCACACAAAACUACUCGGAAAGAAAUAUGUCCGCUCGGCCCUCUGCCCGACCGCGUCGCAUUGAUGAUGCCCUCUCCCAGCUUGUCGAUUCCCUCACUCCCCCGCUCUCUCUAUCUGCCCUAGGAGACGACUACCCUGAUGACACGGAAGACGCACUCACCGCCGCCGAAGAACAACGCCAUCAGCGACUGCUCGAGCGCGCGUGGCGCACCCUCGAUCUCCACACGCAUUCGAAUGACCCAACCUCGCCCAGCGGCCCCGCCGCCUACGGGAUCACGCGCCGGGGGAGUCUGGCCGGUGGAGAGAAUAUCAACAACGCGUCAGAUCUGAUCAAACGGAAAUUACUCAAAGAGAAUGCCAGUCCCGACAAGGCCGUCCGGUUCUCGAACCUCUACUCGCGUCUGUUGACCCAGCCCGUGUUGUCGCAGAAAUGGGCCAUCCUGUACUUGCUCUAUCGGCUAUCUACACCAGAAGACCACGACGGAAAUAUGGAUUAUGACGACGGACGGAGUCGGAGUCCACCAGUCGAGCCGGCAAACCUGCAGAAUAUGCUACGGAAGGGUCCCACGCGGCAAGGGAGGCCGUUGGAGAACGAUGAUGAUGACGGUCCUGCGAUUAGUUCAUCUGCGUCGCAGAUCCCGGCGCGUCUAGAACGGAAGGCUUCAAUGCGUCGGCAGGAGUUGGAAAGGGAGAAGGACGUGGAGUUUGGGGCCCGUGAAACCAGACCAGCCCGUCUUCCGCCGGACGCCCCUCGUGGUGAGGAACCGGCGCCAACUCCCCAACCACAGUCUGUACAGGACGGCCCGAGAUUUCGACCGCCUGAACAUACCCUCUUGCGAGAUCUUCCUUUCAAUCUGCAGGGUUUGUCGUCCUCUAACCUUGAAUUCACCUCAUCGUCGACUCUGAAAUUACCCCCGUCGUUGCCCAUUCCUUUGGUAUCCAUCUUGAAUGCUCUUGCCGAGCCGUGUUUACUGUAUAGAGGCUUAUCCACGUUUGUUGAGAGCUCCAGUGGAGGGCUUCUCAAUCAGAGCUUGCGAGCGGCCCUCUCCAAUGAGCUGCGGUCUUAUCUUGGGCUAGUUGCGACGUUGGAGGGAGAGAUCCGCCGGGCAUUGACAGCUUCCGGGGACCUCAGUGAUCCCAGCAAUUCAUCUAAGGCUGGCGUCACCUUGAAACGAUGUGUGGUAUGGACGAGAGAUGCGACCAUGGCCUUGCGGCUGAUGAGCCUGAUUGUUGAAGAAGCUCAGAACAAAAAAGGUGGCCAGUUGAUUUCGUUAAUUCAUGGGUUUUCCACAUCCCAUGGCGACCCGUUCGUUUGCGCCUUCGCUGAGAAACUUCUUACACACAUCACGCGGCCAUUUUACGAUAUGCUUCGACUAUGGAUCUAUGAUGGCGAGCUCUCGGACCCGUACAAGGAGUUUUUUGUUGUCGAGCCGGAGUUCAGACCAAGUACCGAUCCAAGGCGCAUCGCUACUAGCGUUUGGGAGGAUAAGUACAAGUUGGAUGAUGGCAUGGUGCCGUCCAUCAUUACACAAGACUUUGCAAAGAAAGUGUUUCUCAUUGGGAAGUCUUUGAACUUCAUUCGAUACGGCUGCGGAGACUCGGGUUGGGUUGAAGCCUACUCGAAGGAAGCCUCUAAGGAGCUGCGGUAUGGCGAUACGGCAAGCCUGGAGGACUCGAUCGACGAGGCUUACAAGACGACAAUGGCUCGUCUGAUCUACCUCAUGGACGACAAGUUCAAGUUGUUCGACCAUCUUCGUGCACUGAAGAAAUAUCUUCUCCUGGGACAGGGUGAUUUUAUCGCCUUGCUGAUGGAGUCGCUGGCUUCGAACCUCGACCGUCCGGCGAACUCCCAGUACAGACAUACGCUCACCGCUCAAUUAGAACAUGCCAUCCGUGCAUCGAAUGCGCAGUAUGACUCCCCUGAUGUUCUUCGCCGGUUGGAUGCCCGGAUGCUGGAGCUUAGCCACGGCGAAAUCGGCUGGGAUUGCUUUACCCUGGAGUACAAGAUAGACGCACCGGUAGACGUGGUCAUCACUCCAUGGGGGUCGACUCAGUAUCUGAAGGUUUUUAACUUCCUCUGGCGAGUCAAGCGCGUCGAGUUCGCUCUGGGCAGCAUCUGGCGACGAUGCAUGACAGGUGCCCGUGGAGUACUAGGAAGCGUCAACGACAAAGUCGGGGCUGACUGGAAACGCGCGCGAUGCGUUAUUGCCGAGAUGAUCCACUUCGUCUGCCAAUUGCAAUACUACAUUCUCUUCGAAGUGAUCGAAGCAAGCUGGGACCAGCUACAAGCCUCGAUCUCCAAGCCAGGGUGUACGCUGGACGAUCUGAUCGAAGCACACACCAAAUACCUCAACUCCAUCACGCAUAAAGGCCUCCUGGGCUCCACCACAUCGAAGCAUUCAUCGUCCAGCAAACAACCCGAGGAGGGCUUCCUGACGCAGUUGCACCAGAUCCUUAAAAUUAUGCUCGCCUACAAGGACGCCGUCGACGGACUCUACUCAUUCUCGGUCGCCGAGUUUACUCGACGACAAGAGCUCAGCGCGAAGAUCGAAACGCGCACAGCACAAGGUCGCUGGGGCAUCACUGAACGCGAUCUCCUCGCCUCUCGACGCGCAGGGUCAUCCAUGUCCGCGUCCCUGAGCAACACGCCGCAGAUUGGCGCCCUUGUUGACGACGUAGAUACUCCGUCCUCCGACGCGCGCAUUGAUCUGUCUGCAGACGACCACAUGCUGGAAUCCCUCCGUGUGCGCCUCCGGGAUCUUUCGGCGGAGUUCCGCUCGCGGCUCAACAUCCUGCUUGGAGACCUCGCAUACCAGCCUGACGUGGAUAUGCGCUUCCUUGGCGUGGUCAUGAACUUCAAUGACGUCUACGAGCCCGUCCGCCGACGGCGAACAGCAGGGUCCAGCUCGAGAGACAAGGAGCGCGCGAGACGGAAAGCCGCCGCGGCAGCAUCUGGCGGCAACGCGGAGGCCAGCAGCUCCAAAGAGGCAAGGAAAGAGAAGAAAGAGCCAGCUGAGGCAGCGGGGACAGGCAACGCAGGUGCACAUGGAUCAUAA